UGGAGGUGAGAAAGUGGUCAUCGAAGGAACAGUAUUGUGACCCACUGUUGGCAAAGUCCAACCUGUCUCCAAGGUACAACUAUACCAGAAGCCAGGGAUCUUGAACGCCGCAAUAUGAAGCUCUGCAGAGAUCCUCGAGCUGGCGUAGUAGAAGGUGCCUAUUGUUAUCAGGGACGCAAAGUAACACUCCAGAUGGUGCCCAGUGUUGUCGGGACCCCAAGGCGGCAUUCCAGAAGGUAACAAACGAGGAAGUACAGAGGUGUCCACCAUGGUCCACCUGUCCAGGGUCGUCACUGUCCUGGCGACGGUGGUGGUUGUGGUGGUGUCAGGGAAGUGCCUCACCUUCAAGGACCUCCAGUUGUCCCAGGUCAACCCGUAUAGGUGUGAGAGAGAGUGUUUGAUGAUGCCACUUGGUACUGGUACCCCUCCAGUGUAUGGUACUGAGCUAUAUCAUGAGAGUUCUGAGAUAUGCCUGUCAGCGCUUCAUAUGGGUGCUGUCCCUGUCACUGGAGGAACCUUCCAGAUUACCAAACAACAACAACAACGAACAAGUAAUGUUAUCGGCUCCGUCUUAAACAGGAUUUACUCAACGAACAAGAACGUACAAGCUGGGGAAACUGUGUAUAAAAUUGUUAAGACAGGCCUGGCUGUCACUCAGGACGAUUUGCGUGCUGAUGUAGUGAUGGUACACGACUCACAAUUCUCAUUAUUAUCCCUGACCUGCCUCGCCCAGGACCAGGCUACAAACUUCACCAAGGAUGAUAUAAGAUCGUGGUCGUAUGGUAUCUUUCCAGACAAAGAACGAGGAAAAGGAGCAAUGCGGACCGUAGCUAAAAGAAAAAUAGUUUUGACGACCUCUGGUGCAAACCAACAUGCCUUCCGUUGUCUGGGUCGAAGUUCAGCUACAGAUGUCUUGGCUGUUAUCUCCUUCCCUAAAAGUGAUUAUCACUCACGGUCACCCACACUGAGGUUCAGCAAGGGUGAAGAAGUGACGAUUCCAGUGGUCAAAAUCAACCAGGGUCUGCCCGAUGAGGUGUACAUUAAGAAAGUGCCAGAUAAUUGGUCAAGUAACACUAGUAAGCUGCCAUCUCUCCAACUUGGACCAGCCCAACGCCACCACACUGGUGUAUACCUCGUUCAUUCUGACGUUCGUACCAACAGAGGAAGCUUUUGA
This is a messenger RNA of Cherax quadricarinatus, 1174 nucleotides long. The record is from RefSeq and is a predicted model, not a curated record. Lineage: Eukaryota; Metazoa; Arthropoda; Malacostraca; Decapoda; Parastacidae.